This is a messenger RNA of Parasteatoda tepidariorum (common house spider), 1642 nucleotides long. The record is from RefSeq and is a predicted model, not a curated record. NCBI's taxonomy places the organism in Eukaryota, Metazoa, Arthropoda, Arachnida, Araneae, Theridiidae.
AUGCCGAUACUAUCAGAUACUGUGGAAGGUGCUAAAGUAUUAACACAUCUACCUGGAACUGGAAGACAGAAGCCUCUUACAGUAUAUAUUUGUCCUCAAUGUGAUUAUUCUACAUAUUAUCCUUCUCUUUUGAAAAACCACACAUUAACUCAUAGCGGGGAACGUCCUCAUAAGUGUUCGGUAUGUAGAAAAUCUUUCAGCUUAAAGGGCAAUUUAAAGAAGCACAUGUUGAUUCACUUCAAACUUCCUAAUAAUGAACAUUUGAGCACAGAAUUGAAACCUGCAAUAUAUUCAACUUUUACCGUUACCAAGCGCCACAAAACUGUUAACAUUUGCUCAGAAUGUGACUAUUCAACACAUGACAGUAGUAACUUUCGAAAACAUGUUCGUAUUCAUUCUGGUUUUGAAAUGUUAUCAACACAUGUUCUGUUUGAUCUAGGAAACAAGCGAAAACAAUUCAAAGUGCAUUAUUGUUCCCAAUGUAACUAUUCAUCUCGUUAUUCAACACAUCUAAAAGAGCACAUGAUGACUCACACUGGAGAACGUCCAUUUGAAUGUCACAUUUGUGGGAAAGGAUUUUCCCAAAAGCGGCAAAUGAUUAGACACUGGAGAAAAGCUCAGUUUUUUCAAGCAAGGGAAGACCCUCAGUUCAAUGUUCUGCGUGUGCAACAUGACUGUCCAGUGUGUGACUAUUCUACUAGAAACAAAACUCACUUUAAAAAUCAUAUGCGAACUCAUUCUGGAGAAAGACCAUAUAAUUGCCAAAUAUGUGGUUGUGAUAUGGUAUCGACAAAUGUAUGUGUUCAAGGAACCAGGCAGCUGCAAAUGAAAAUUCAUUUUUGUACUCAAUGUAACUAUUCAACUUCUUAUAAAAGUCACAUGAGAGAGCAUAUGACGACUCAUACUGGUGAACGUCCUUUUGAAUAUAAUCAAAAUGUGAUUAUGUCAAGUGGUUUUUCAGAGAUGAAGCAGCAAUUAGAUUCUAUUUAUUCUUGUCCCCAUUGUUCUUACAUAACCAAAUAUAAACACAACUACAAAAACCAUUUAAAUAUCCAUGCAAACCAAAAACCUUUCCAAUGUUCUGUAUGUGGCAAACGAUGUUUUCAAACUUUGACUGCCAGAUAUCCAACUCUUCGACCACCGCCUUUACAAGUUUGCCAGUUUUGUUCUUAUUCCACGCCUGAUAGAAGUAAUUUUAGGAGACACUUGGUGAUACACACUCAUGAUCGUCCAUUUGAGUGUCCUGUCUGUGGCAAACGCUGUAUGUUGGUUUGUCAUAUAUUUGUACCAAGUUUCUUUAUUAUAGGUUUUCAAAGUACCAUCACAAGAAGUUCAUCUAAGUCCUCACUUCUGCGUACACCUUUACAAAUUUGCCCAUAUUGUUCAUAUUCCACGACUGAUCGAAGUAAUUUUAAGAGACAUUUAGUGACACAUACUGACGAGCGCCCAUUUCAGUGUCCUUUGUGUGACAAACGAUGCAAAUUAAAACAAAAUUUAAAAAAACAUAUGCAAGUGCCUGUAAAAUACGUGGUCGACCUUCAAAACCGAACCCUACAAUUCACAUGUGCUUUUAUUGUGAUUAUAAAACAAGACAAGCUACUCAUUUUAAAGAUCAUAUGCUGACUCAUACAGGAGAGCGACC